GAUUCUACGGAGAUCAGCCAGCGACGCAGACGUGCGCCCUGCUGGUUCCAGUCAUUGGCAGCAACCGUGAAGUGUGCGAGGAGUUCUUCACUCGCCGACACGAGGCCGUGGCCUACUUCGUGAAUGCGAAGGCCACCCGCGGGGUCAGAGUUGCCUGGCGCGAGAUCCAAGAGAAGGCCGAGAGCUACAAUAAGCACGAGGUGCAGACGAAGCGAGCUCCAGACAGGAUACUUCUACUGGCCGAUUAUCAGGCGUCGCUGGGCGACCCGUACAGCAACGGUAAGGGCCACCAGGUGUGCAUGUACAAAGGGCACCAGUGCGUCCGCAUCCCUGGGAAGCUGGAGUGGCUGGUCCAAGAAGUGGAGACGCAAGGCGUUAGCAAACGCCGCCUGAACCAGCACUCGGACGACGCCAUCUUCGACGGUCAGCUCCAGCGUGCUGUCGCUACGCCACAGGGUGGGAUGCAGCCCGGCAGCAGCUGCGGCGUGUUUCAGGCCGCGUACUUCCCAGUGGCCAUGCGCCAGGUGCUGCUCACGCACUUGAAGGAGUUUCGCGAGAGCGCCCAGGACGAGAAAUACUUCGCCAUCGCCAACUUUCGCAGGCAGCUUGAGGGCGCAGUCGCCAAUUUCAGCAACACGAUCGUGCCUGCUAAGCAAGUGGAGGAGGAGCGCAAAAGCGCAGCUGAGCAGGGUCAGCCAGAACCAGAGCUCUACGCGGACAGCGACGACAUCCAGGCGCUGAGGAAGCAGGGCCAGGAGGCGGUCUCCAUUGCGAAAGCCUGGGCGAAGAACUCCGAGUUCGACAGAGACUUCGCGAGGUCUUACCGCAUGUCCUUGACUUUUUUGUCUACACCUCCUACAGCGGAGGUGCCGUUCCCAGCCUGGAUGCUCCAGGAGUUUAUCGCUAAACAGGCUGCGACUCCCGACGAGGCUAUGUGGUGUCUUCUGAGCCCUGAGAAACUAGCGGAAGCAGGGUACCCAACGCCAGCGUCGCAGAUGGCAAUGUGCACUGACAUGGGCAAGAUGAAGAUUAGCAUGAUUGCGCAGAGCAAAGCGCAAUUCAUUUGUCAGGAUUUGGCACGGCUGGCGUCGUCUCUACCAUCGUGGGCGGAUGACAAGGUGAAGGCCGACAUGAACGCCUUGAAGGUAGCGCUGGGCUUGCUCGACGAGAAUGCUAUGCCGCUGGCUACUGAGCUUGAGGUUGCCGGCGAGGCCGUGGAGGCCAUCAUGAAUAAUGCGUUGCCGAUGGCUGGCUCAGUCGUGCAGUGGCCUGAAGCCAAGAAGCUCUUGCGCGAUGCGCAGGUCGCUUUGGCGAGCUUCUCCAAGGGCUAUGACCAGUCGAAGCGGAUCAGGUCUCUCCUGCAGAAGGCGCUCGACAAUGCCCAGCAGGACGCGACGACCCUGGACUUGCGCACCCGCAUGGUCAGCACAACGGGCCACAUUAAGGGC
This is a messenger RNA of Prorocentrum cordatum, 1448 nucleotides long. NCBI's taxonomy places the organism in Eukaryota, Dinophyceae, Prorocentrales, Prorocentraceae. The record is from the annotation of a GenBank genome assembly.